Messenger RNA from Suillus paluster, 3712 nucleotides. Its product is annotated as DNA polymerase phi-domain-containing protein. The coding region runs from base 134 to 3616 and encodes 1160 amino acids. Gene Ontology annotation, biological process: regulation of DNA-templated transcription. Lineage: Eukaryota; Fungi; Basidiomycota; Agaricomycetes; Boletales; Suillaceae. The record is from RefSeq and is a predicted model, not a curated record. The transcript has 13 exons. Gene Ontology annotation, molecular function: rDNA binding; transcription factor binding. Gene Ontology annotation, cellular component: nucleolus.
AAGGGGCCCAGGCAUCAUAGACUGUUUUACUUUGUUUGCCGAAGCCAUUGGUUUUAAACAUGUCACAACAACCUAAUCUGUAUCUUUAGUUUGUUAGUUUUUGGAAAUUUUGGAAUGGAAUCCCUGUACGACGAUGGUUACUACUCUUUCCUUAUUCUGGAAUUUGUCCUCAGCAUCAAAAAAAGAACGUAUCACUGCAACAGUCAAGCUUGUUAGUUCCCUUGAGAAGUUUCAAGGACAACACACUCCCAAGGUUUCGCCAGGCUCCGAGGAUGAUGAAGAAAACGUCGGUCCAACGGACGGCCUGGAUGUCUUGAAUGCGCAUGAUGUAGCGUACUCUAUACGGCGGCUUAUAAGAGGACUUGCGAGUCCUCGGGAGAGUAGUCGGCUCGGCUUCAGCGUUGCACUCACCGAGUUACUCUCUCGACUCGACACUGUCACAUCCGCUCAAGUUAUCUCAAUCAUUGUUGAUGGAUCGAAGAUUCAGGGGUCUAUGACUGGUCAAGAAGAACGCGAUAUCUUGUUCGCUCGCCUCUUUGGAUUUGCCACUGUCAUUCACUCUGGGCUCCUUGUACGGCAGACCCCGCUCUCGACAUCUCCUUCAUCUGCCACAAAUUCAUCAAGUCUUGAAAGUUACAAAGAGCUCGUCGAUCAUCUUCUUACUCUUGGCGAGAAAAAGUCCUGGCUGCGAGAAAGUGCUUGGUGGUCCAUUGGGCAGGCUAUUAACGCUGUUAUAGAAUCAUCCGUUUCUUGGAAAGAGGAAGCUCUAGCCUCUACGCUCGAAGUUGUAUACCAGCGUGACAAAGAUCUCUGGACACCAGAAACGGUCGCCAUAACGUUAAAAUUACAGCCUGUAAUGCUCAAGCAUGACUGGAACAGUACUGUAUCGCCGACAUUCAAAGAUGCGGACAUUUUAUCCCCCGCCAACUUUUCGACCCUUGGGCGCAUAUUGAAGGAAACCUCUGGCGAGGAUGAGUGGCAACAAACUAGUACGGGGACAUGGAAAGCGCAAUUGCAUUAUGUGUGGGAUGUCAUUUUUGACAGUUUGCUCCCUGAGAGCGACCCAGGACGUCGCCGGAACGCGUUAUUUCAGGAAUUCUUCCGAGUAGUAGUUGACGAGACAUUGUUCGGGGCGUCAUCUUCUCCUGAACGGAAGUUCUGGGGGUUCCUCGUCUUCAAGAAAGCGUUGCGCCGUGUGGACGGCACCGAUCUCCCUAUGCUUUUCACCAGAAAUUUCAUGCGGUCUUGGAUUAAUCAUCUUUCUCACAAAGACCGUCACCUUCACAAAAUUUCCCUGGAUGUGGUCAAAGAUAUUCAAAACUUCGUCCAACAGAAUCCUGAGCUUGGUUACACACUAAUUCUGCAGCUAACCGGGAUCCAUGGGAGCCAUCAGUUUGAUAAACUGACCAAAACGAAGACCGUAGAAUCAAUAUUGUCGAGGAUGGACGGCGACGGCAUUAUGAAGUACAUCCAAAGUUUACUCGAACAAAUGGAUGGGUCUGACAACGACACCGCCACAGAAGAAGCCAAGAAGAUUUGGAUCGGGGACCAGUUUGUAGCCCUUGUUCGCAAUGGUGCCAUCCCAAAACGUGAGGAUUGGAUUCAGCUCGUCCUGAAUUGGUUCGCUGUGCAAGGGCUAUACGUGGUCAAGAGAAAGUCUACCAAGGGGCUCCUUGCUGCGCUCCGUGUCACCCCCUUCAGUCCCGCCUCCGAGGAUUUCCGGCGGACUUGUCGCAGUAAACUCCUUGGUUGUCUCGCUGAUUUGACACCACCACCCACCGCAUCACAAAAAGGCGACAAGGCACCAAAGGAGGGGACCAUUAAGGUUGAUGACGAAUCCUGGAUAUCGAAAAUUUUCACUGUAGUCAAUCAUCUAGACAAUGACAGCAAGCACGUCACGUCACUCUCGGAACCAGGUCAGGAGGAGCAACUGCUACUUCAACAGACUUAUAAAACGAUGGAUAAUCUUCGGCAGGUUGAUGGUGAGAUGAGAGAGGCAGCUAGAGGAGUAGAAUUUCUCCUGUCAGCCUUUCUGCUCCAUCAUCGCUGCGCCAACUUGGAUGAUGAUGAAUUUGAUGCAGGGGUACUUGAGACUUGCCUUGCUGUUGCCGCAACCAUGUUUUCUACAGACAAGUCCAAAAAACGCAGAAAAUCGCACACCACUUCCCAACCAGAGUCUCCCAAACCGAUAGACAUGCUAGUUGAUGUGCUCAUCGGUUUCCUUGAAAAGUCCACGUCUUACCUGCGUGCAGUGGCCAAUAAGACCUUCUCAUGUAUCGCUAGCGCAGCAACAGAAACUACAAUAGAUCUUAUCGUUGCCCAAUUGGAGCGCCGAGACCCAGCCGAUCUGGUCGCUGGUGAAGAAGACGAGACAGAGAGCGCCACAAGUGAAGGCGACGAUGAGGAUGUUGAAUCCUCCGACAAAGAAAACGAGUCCGAAUUCGAUGACAGUGACGAAGCUGCUCUCGCACUACGGAUGAAAAUUGAGGAUGCACUCAAAGCAAAUGGCGUCGAGGCUGCCAUUGGUGAUACCGAUGAGGAAUCUGAGGAAGAACUGGUAGAUGACGAGCAAAUGAUGGCCAUUGAUGAACACCUCGCAGAAGUCUUUCGCUCUAGAUCUGGUGAUACUAAGCAAAACAAAGAUGUCAAUGCACAGCGAGAAGCUACUCACUUCAAGAAUAGAGUCUUGGACUUGGUUGAAAUUUUCACGAGGAAGAUGCCACAGAGUCCUCAUAACCUGCGUCUUGUGGUGCCGUUGAUCGAACUUGCUACUAAGAGCGGCAAAGACGAGCGCCAGCUGUCUGACAAAGCUCGUGGCAUUCUCAACAACAGGCUCGCAAAGUUAAAGGAUCCACUCCAGGAAGUGGAUCAAGAAUAUGCAGAGACUAUACUGGAUGAGCUGCAUAUCAGGGCUCGGAAGGCGCACUCGUCGGAUACGCUCGCAACUCUCAGUCACUGCAGUCUUUUCAUUUGCAGGGUGUUAACGAACAUCGGCUACGAGAAAACUGUUCUUCGGCUAUACAGGGAGUCGAUAGUCGACUUCAUGACGCGCAAGGCUUCCUCGUUGAACAUGACGUUUUUCAAAGACUUCAUCACUCGUUAUCCGGCAUUAGGGUGGUGCCUCCGGGACAGCAUAUUGGAUAUUUCUUUAAAAGCUAUCAAUGCAUAUAGGAAAUGCCAGGCGUUCCAACUGCUCAAUGGUGACCCACAAGAUGUCUUAUCUUUCAUUCUAAAACUUCACACAAGUGUUCUCCAGUUUAUCGAUUCAGCAUGCGACGACCAAGUCUCUCUCUCGGCCGCGCAAAUCAAAGACCUUUUCAAAUUAGUCAUACUUGGCGUUCGUCAGGCAAGCAAAGUCGAUAGCAGUAAUCAAAACGCGUGGGACUCGGGGGCUUGGUGCACCCUGCACGGACGGCUCGUCGCUUCGAAGCGGUUCGGUUCGUCGAUAGCUGUUCUCAAGCUGUGCUCUCAAGUGGAAUCGGCCUUACAAGGUCGAAAUGGCAGACAAUGCAAUUCGAUAGCACCGAAAAGGAAGGCCGAGGAAGUAGAGGCUGAAGGUGCCUCAUCUGAUACUAAGCGGAAGAAAAAGAAGAGUGUAUCAACUAGUCGAUCGUAAAUUGCUGCACUGUAGCUCGAAGUUCUUCCAGUCCCCCUGCAUCUUGCGUCGAAAGUGCGCGAGCGAUUGCACCCAUAAGUUUGCGUGUCCUGUCAA